UUUCCAUGAUUGCAGCGGUUUGGAUCUUUUUUUCCACUUCAUACCUUUAACAGCGACUUAAAAGCUGCUUUGUUAUGGUGUUCAGCUACUCGAAAUAAAAGAGUUCCUACAAACAUCUCUUCCUUUACUCGUCGACAUGAAGUGUCUGAAAGUGGAUGACUACAUCAAGCGGACAAGUUCUGUGAAAGAGACCGUGCUUUUACAUCAAGAGCUAGAGAACUAUGUGAAGAGUCGACCAGGGCUCCAAGGUCGCACAUUGUGUGACAGAGUCAUCAGGGCUUGUAAUCACCAGCUGGGAGUUGAUCCCCCAGACUUUACCCAUAUCACUGAGUUGGUAAAGUUGGUCGAGGUUGCUCUUAAUGGCUAUGACAUCGCUGCAGCAAAUGUUCCUCAAAGCAGUCCACUUUACAUGGAAAAGAUAAUUUUCCAUAUUGUCAAGAAGCUGAGUGCACUUGAAAUGCACAGUCUAUGCAGCCAUGUGACUGAAUUGCUUCACAACAGGCUUACUCAAGCGCAAAAGGCUGAGGACUACUGUGUUCUAGCACGGAGCUGCUUCUCUGUACUCUGGAAUGGUCUCACUGGCGUUAAAGACAAGAUGGUCUUAAAUCCACGGGACAAGCUUCACUGCCAGAUGCAAGCUCUGAGUUUCCUUUUGCUAUUGGACACAGGAAGUGCAACACCCUCAAACUCUAAAACUCCUAUUUACACACAGGAUGCUGUUGUUGAAUUUGAGAGUAGCUGUGGAGAGGUGACCAAGGAGGACUCUUUAUUUCUUCUCCAGGAAUUUCGCACACUUUACCAAAGAUGUUGGACUGAUGAAUGGGCCUUGCAAAGGGACAAGGACCAGCAGUCUGCUGAGACAUUAAGUUUACCUACGCUUUGUGAGAUGGUGUUAAUAAUAGUAAAGGUGUUUUGUAAGGCCAGCCACUAUGACCUGGCCUCCACCCUACUGGAUGAAAUUGAGCGAAAUGUCAAAGACUUUGCUGACCAUAACUGUACAGCUUUGGCGCUCGGCAAAUGGGCCGUAAAAAUCCAUUCUGCUCUCAAGUCUGGGCAGGACAGUGGCCAGGCUUUGACAGAAUGUGCCAGGACAUUGAGAUCCCUUUCAGCUGAUAUAGGGGUCCUAGAAGCUCAUGCAGUUCUAGAGGCGUGCGCACUGGUAGUGUGGGCUGUUGAAAAUGGCAACACCAAAGCAUUAAGCGGACCUGUACUCCUGACCUGGUUUUCUUUUCUUGACGAAUACCAAGAACAAAUAUCUGGAAGACUAAAGAAGAAUUCAAUCUGCCAAGCUGAAAGCAGUAGACUGCAACAAGUCCUUUGCUUCAGUAUUUACCAAGGGUUUGUGUUUGCUUAUGAAAGCAUGCGUGCAUCACAGCUGGAGGACAGUGACACAUUAGACAGAGUGUUGCUGUACUGUCAGUCAACAGCAGGACAGGUGAUGACUGAACUACACCAAUUGUCCAGUGAAAACCUUCUCAUCAAAGCAGUGAUUGCUGUUAGUAACUUAGCUUGCGGACUGUACAACCGACGUCUCUAUGACCAGGCCUUCAAGCUAGUUGAAAUUAUUUGCAAGGAUCUUUACAAGAAUUGCCCUGCAUCACUCCCUGUUGAUAGAUUGAUUCGUCCCUUCAUGCUGGCUGUACAGACGUCUCGUCGUGCUGGACAGCUGGAACGAGCUCUAGACUGGGUCAUCCUGUGGCUGAAGGCUCUUGGGGACAAAAUCACCAGUCAUAUGGCCGAACCAGUCUCUCUGUGGGUGAAAACAAAGGUUGAUGCAGCCCGUAACUCUGAGGAGGACAUCAGAUUGAGAACAUUACGUGAUGGUUUUGGUCCAGACGUCCCUGAUGAGGGAGUGAUGCUUUGCCUUUUGGAUGAGGAGCUACGUGCCUAUAAGGAGGUAGCAGCAGACACGGCCCAGGAGCGUUACAACACCCUUUGUGACCUGCUGGACAUCUGCCAUGAGGAGAGCUCUCAUACCCAUCAGCGUGCUGUCUACCUCUGUGAAAUGGCCCAAGUUGUCUGUUUCCAGGAUUUCAGUGAGCAGACUGACUGCACGGCAGUUGAUUUUAUACAUGAAUCCCUGCGACUGUUGGAAGAGGAACCAAAGACUCAAGAGAAUGCUGACAGACUGAGGGAUGAUAAGGCCCACGCUUUACUGUGGCUCUACAUCUGCAGCCUUGAGAAGAAUCUUCAGGAGACCAUUACGAGGGAGAAAAAGCUCAAGGAUUUGCGUGAGCAGGCACCAUGUGUGGCCAAUUCCAUUGGGACUAAUGAUUUUGAAUAUGAAGAUAAGCAGAGAGAUCAGCACAAUUCACAGGUCUAUGACAGCUUGCAUCUCAACCUGGCAGCAGAGAAAAAUCUGUCCCAGCCUUUGGAAAGUGCACUUGAUGAGUGGUCCACUCUUCUGAAGGAUAAUGCCCUGCCAUCUGUCAGGAGCCCUAAACAGACCUGCAGCUCCAUUGCUAUGAUGGCCGCUCUCUUUAAACUAAUGGGAAAGCCUAUAAAGGCUUUGGAAGCUUACCAACUUGCUAUUGGAGUUGCACGUCACCUUGUCGAUGCUCAUAGUUGUGCCAGUUCCCUUUGUCAGUCAGCCAGCAUCCUCCUGGAUCUGGGCUCCCCUGAACUGGCUUUGGCACAGCUAGAGGAAGCAGAGAAGUUUGUUACUUCAGAUACCACUGCUGAGGGUCCUUCCUCUCUGUUUAUGCUGGUCACUCUGUUGAAAGCUCAGUAUUGCUGCACCACAGGGCAGAUGGAUCGUGGUGUGUCCUAUCUGUGUGAGGUUCUCAAAGAGGUGAAUGAGCAGAGACAGUCCAAAAGCUGGUACCUGCUACGAGCUCAAACUCUCCAGGUCUGUGGCUCCUAUCUGAGCCUGGACACAGCUACACUGCCACAAGCUCAGCGAAACCUCAUCAAACAGCAUGGUAUCAGUAGCCCAGACACUGCCUUGUAUGAAAGUCUGAAGCUUCUCGGCAGCCUCUUGGUGACUUUAGUGGGAAAGGGUCUUUAUGGGGCUACUGGUGGCAGCACAGAUGUGCGAUUCGUUGACCAGGGCGAUAACCUUAUGGUGAAGUGGCAGCUGCUCUCAGAGCUGUUAAACUGCUCUAUGAAGGUUGUUUCCAUGAGGAGCAGCUGUGGUGCCAUUUAUGAUGCCAGGCUCCAGUGUCUUGAAGCCAUCAAACUGGCCAUCAAGCUCCAAGCACUCAGCCAGUGUGCUGAAUUGUUGGUAGUGAAAGCGGAGUUGGAUCUGAUGCAGGGGCAGGAAGAGGAAAGUGGAUUUGAUUUAGACAAUGUCAAGAACCUCCUUGAACUUGGCACAGAUUUUUCUGACCAGAAGCAGAAGGCAGAUGUCAAAAUCAAACCCAGAAAAGGCCGCCCUGCGCAGAAACCUGAACCUCCUCUUCCUUCCCUAGAAGAUGAUUUUAAAGACAUCCUGAGCACCAGGUGGAUUUCCAAAGAACCUGUAGUGAGUGAUUUGUCCAGCUCCCCUCCUCUCAAAGCCAUGCCAUGCCGUUGGCUGUCCUCCCUUGCACAUGAGCCAGACUGCCAGUGCCCCUGCUGCUCUGAGCCCUGCCUGGGUCGUGUCACUGCUCGCUGGGCAGCAGCACGGGCUGAUCUGGCUCUCCAGCUGGAUCCGGCUGACGCCAAAAUCAGUUUGAAGCUUCACUGGACAGCUUUAGCCCGCUGUAAGAAUGUCACUGCCAAACUGGGAGCAAAAUUGGCAAAACUUUUCUCAGCCAAUGGUACUGACAAGGGUUCCACCAAGCCCUCCUUUAUGCACGACAUUGUGGGCCGUGUUUACCUUCACAUGGCCACGUCUGGGCUUGAUCCAAGCCUCAGUAAGGUCUGUAGUGUGUGGAAAAUACUGGAAGCUGGUUUAGCCUUUAUCGACUCUGUUCCCUCUCCUAUGCUAACAUCUGUGAGAGCAGGCCUGAUGGCAACCAAAGCCAUAGUGUCAUUGGUCACAUUAGCUGCAAAUAAGGAAUGCAUCCCAGAAGAGCUCUUCUCAGAUGUUUGGAUGUGGAAAGCACCAAAUGAAACUAAAGAGCUUAAACAAGGGCAGAAACAGGUCAAGAUAAAGGACACAAAGAAGCUCAGUGUUGUCAAGCCAAAGAUUAAAGUGACAGGCUCCUCAUCCAGAGGAAAAAGUCUGGUUCCCAUGACACCAGUGACUGCCAAAUCCUCUACUGGAGAGCUUGGCAUCUUUGACUUCAACACGGUAGUACCUACAUUGACCUGCACUCCUCUUCAAAAGGUGAAAACCACUGCCUUGACACAGAGAGCACCGAAGACUGCCUGUAAAUUACAGUUUCAUGUUUAUGAAGAAUUAUCGCCAGUUCAGCUCGUACCUGCAGCUCCUAAACGCCCAAAGAAGACACUUUUUAAGGUGGAAUUUAGUGAUGAGAGUGACACAGAGGCUAAUACCCAGGCAGAAAUCAAAGAAAAAGCUCAAGUCCCUAAAAAACGUACUACAACUAGAAAGGCUGCCAACAGUGGCAAAACAUCCGCUGAUCCACCUCCUGACAAAGCACCAACCAAGAAGCAGACUAGAGUUAAGAAGAGCACAGGACUUCCACAGACUACUUCUUCUGAGGACGAGCAGCCUAUUUCGGUGAGACGAGGACGAACCAGAGGGAUGAAGUCCAAGAUGGAGGUAGAAACCUUGGAGGAGCCAGACAAAAUGAGAGCCAUUGAAGAGGAACCCGAUGAAGUCCUGGACAUGAGCAUCGAACAGCUCAGGACAUCAGAUACUGAGACUGAAGACAAUAGUAGUUCAUGUAAAAGCACUGAUGUUGAUUUUGAGGUCUUGAGGAGGGAUAUGUGUUUUGAGUUGGAGAAAAACGAUUUGUCCAAGCUGAAGAGCAGAGGUCCAACAAGAGAAGGCCUGCAAACACACCUGCCUCAUGCAGACAGCAGGCCAGACAAUCUUUCUUUGGCAGACGUCCAAUCAUUGCUCCGCUCAGCCUGGUUGCACCUUCAGCAUAUUCCCUCCCCCACCAUCUUCCCGACCCUGUGUGCUCUUUUGAGUUUGACCUUAGGACAACAGGACCCUGUAACUACAGCGAUGCUCCAGGCUCAGUCCCUGGGAAUAUCAAGCCGUCAUCGGACAAUCAGGCAUUUAGCCAGCUGUCUCAAGAAGCUGAGAAAGACUUCCAGUGAGCUAACGGAGAAGAUGGAUGCUCUGACUCUUGAUGAGCUCACCGUGACCGAAUCCAAGACCUCCACUGAACAACGGCUAUCACAGUUGGAAAACAUCUUUUCUUUUCCAAUAGCUGACUUGUCUUUUUUCCCUCAGAGCCACUGCCAAGAGUUUAUGCAACAAAUCCAACACAUUCCUGCAGGGGUGACAGUGUGUUUACUGUCUGUGACUGGAGUCAAACCAAGGCAGACCGGAGACAGCAUCAUACUGACACGUCUUGAGAAGGACUCGGCUCCUGUCACUGUUCACAUCCCCACCUCCAGACAGCAGCACCCGAUAAGCUGGAUGUUGAAAGAGAUUGACAGUAUUAAAGUGGAACAGAAGGUUGUGAGCCGUGAAUCUGAAAAAGACAAGUGGUGGGAGGGUCGCAGAGCACUCGACGCUCGAGUUGAGCAACUGUUAAAGGAGAUGGAGACGGUGUUGAGAUGCUGGAAAAGCCUCUUGCUCCCCCUGUCGUCAGACCCUCAGCUCUCCAGCCAGGCCCACUCCCUCUACAAGGCUUUGUCCGCUAAGGGUGUGAGAAUCAGUGAAGAGAUGCUGAAGGCUGUUCUCUCUGCAUCUCCUGAGCUCUCUCCAGAAGACCUUAAAACAUUCGGCCUGGGUCUUUCUCCACAGUGGGAUGUGGAUUGUGAGCGGCUUCUGGAUACAGCUGUGUCCAGGUUUGCACGUGUAGAUGAGUCCCACGGCCAUGUUGUUCUCAUACUGGACAAGCACCUUCAGAAGUUGCCAUGGGAGAGCAUCUCUGUUUUAAAGUCUCAUUCUGUGAGCCGGAUGCCUUCUCUGCACUCUUUAAUUGGACUGAGCAUUCAGAAAGAGAAUGAUCCUCAGUCCCUCUUGAAGCAUGGUGUGGAUCUAAAAAAGGUGUUUUAUGUGCUGGACCCUGAUGGAAAUUUAGAAAACGCACAAGAUCAAUUCAGGGGGUGGUUCAGCAGUAAACCAGGCUGGGAAGGGGUGUGUGGAGUGGCUCCUUACCCUGGUCAACUGGCAGAAGCUGUGACGUCCAAGGAUUUGUACAUUUACAUUGGUCAUGGUGCAGGCUCACGCUUCUUAGAUGGCCAGUCAGUCCUGAGGCAACAGAUGAAAGCAGCUUCACUGCUGUUUGGCUGCAGCAGUGCUGCUCUGGCAGUGCGAGGAGAUCAGGAAGGACAAGGCAUUAUCCUCAACUACCUCAUAGCAGGCUGCCCCUUUAUUUUGGGAAACCUGUGGGAUGUGACUGAUCGGGAUAUUGAUCGUUUCACUACCUUGUUUGAGAGCUGGUUUUCCGCUGGGCACGGAGCCCCCCUCUUGGAAUAUAUGGGUCCAGCACGUCAAGCCACCCACCUGAAACACCUCAUUGGAGCUGCACCUGUGGUGUAUGGGUUACCGAUUCACCUGCAGUAGGAGGACUUGAGGUCACUCUCCAAAAAUAGGAUGUACAUAUUUGGUGUUUUAUGGUUUCAGCACAAAAAGCUGAGUAACUUGACUUUAGUUCUUAAGUUUGGGCAUUUUAUAGUAUUUCUUUAUUAAAUUAAACUGAAUUUUUUAAGGUAAUGUUACUACAGUGUGACUGAUUUUUAAAUACAUUUUAAGAUUUUAUUGAGUGUUUUAAUGCACUUUUACUGUAUUGAUUGAACAAUUUUGAAUAAAUGUC
Molecule: messenger RNA, 6827 nt
Organism: Sphaeramia orbicularis (orbiculate cardinalfish)
Lineage: Eukaryota; Metazoa; Chordata; Actinopteri; Kurtiformes; Apogonidae
Gene: espl1
Product: extra spindle pole bodies like 1, separase
Biological process (GO): proteolysis; meiotic chromosome separation
Cellular component (GO): cytoplasm; mitotic spindle; nucleus
Molecular function (GO): protein binding; cysteine-type endopeptidase activity
Source: RefSeq, a predicted model, not a curated record